AAACCGGAAGUGGUUAGUUGGAGGGUUGGCGGCGGCUUCUUACGAGUGUUUCUGGCUUCGUUUCUAAGGGGACAGAGGUGCUUGUUGCAGGCGGGUGCCAGCUGUUAACAUGGUGUUUUACUUCACGUCCAACGUUGUCCCCUCUGCUUACACCAUUUACAUGGGAAAAGAUAAAUAUGAAAAUGAAGACCUAAUAAAGUAUGGCUGGCCAGAAGACAUUUGGUUUCAUGUGGACAAGCUCUCCUCUGCUCAUGUCUACCUCAGGCUACACAAGGGGCAAACAAUGGAUGAAAUUCCGAAAGAGGUUUUGAUAGAUUGUGCACACCUGGUGAAGGCCAACAGUAUUCAAGGCUGCAAAAUGAACAAUGUCAACGUUGUGUACACCCCAUGGACUAAUCUAAAGAAAACAGCAGACAUGGACGUGGGACAGAUCGGGUUCCACAGACAGAAGGACGUGAAGAUGUUGACAGUGGAGAAGAAGGUGAAUGAGAUUUUGAACCGAUUGGAGAAGACCAAAACGGAGCGAUUCCCAGACCUGGCUGCAGAGAAGGAGGCCCGUGACCGGGAGGAGAGGAAUGAGAAGAAGGCCCAGAUCCAGGAAAUGAAGCGGAAAGAGAAGGAGGAGAUGAAGAAGAAAAAAGAGAUGGAGGAUCUUAGGAAUUACUCUUCCUUAAUGAAGACUGAAAACAUGUCCUCGAAUCAGGAUGGCAACGACUCGGAUGACUUCAUGUAAAACCAAGGCGGCACUCACCUCUCAGAAGACAGAGAUGAACUGUGACAUCAUAGCUCUUGGAAGCUGAUGGUGAAAAAAAAAACAAGCAAGUGAACCUUGGAAGUCUCCACGCUUGUUUCCUCGCUGGCCAUGCCUGGGAGGAGAUGAGCUAAUUCUCCCAGAGAGAGCCUCUGGGAGCUCUGUCUUGUAAGCCACUAUGGUGUGUGUAUUAUCUGGGGGAUGGGAAGAGGAGGCUUCUUUUGAAAGCUGUUGGGCCAGGCAAGCGUUGCUCCUGCCGUAAGCCUUCCUUGGGAACAGAUCAACUUGGAAAGCUUGGCCAUUAGAACUGCUGACCUGAGGACAUCAUCAUCCUCAUCUUGUGGGGGUGUUCCUUUUUGUGUGUGUGCUAAUUUCAGACUGCACCAGAAUUUUGCUGUCCCUCGAAAACUCCACAGGGAUUUGGUCUUUACACAGCUGCGUUUCCACACUGUAAAAAUGCUUGCCUGGAUCCUUUGCCCAUGGAUGUCACAGCCUCCCCACUGCACUAUUUAAACCUUUGUCGGCCAGAGUUGGGGCAAAGUGCAGAACAGCAGUCAUCGAAAAGCAGCCCUCUAGCAAGUAAGCCAGUCCUGGAACCAUUGUUCGCUCAGCCUGUGUAGCCACUGUGUAGCAUUGGCCUCAAGCGUUCUAUAAAGCCCAACAUCACUGUUUGUUCUGAGGCAAAGCAGCAUGUGCCUGAUGCAUAUAGCCUAUGCUCCUUUGUGGUCUCUCUCCAAUCCCAGCCAUAAAGCUGGCAGCUGCAGGAAUGUUCCAAAACUAUACCAGACAACUGACACUUUCCCCCCACCCCAGGAAGUUCUUGAUUGUCUGCACAAGCCUUGACGGCGGGCCAGCCUGUGAUAACUGCGCUCAGGAAAUGUUCUCUGCAGAGUUUCCCACCACAGCAAGGCUUAGGCCUGGGCCUCCUGCCUAGACAUACAGUGCCAUGAGGGGUCAGAGGCGAUAGACUGGACUGUGCCACUUCAGACUGCAGGUGGUGAGGGAUUAAAUAAUUUCUAGGUCCUCCAUGACAAAGUAGUACAGCAUACAAAGAGCCAGACUAGACUCAGGGAGAAAUAGUCUAACUUAGUCUACGGAUGGUAUGCCAGUUUGCCAUUUUCAAGGAAUUACUGUGGACGAACUGUGAACAGGGCAGUCCUUUCUUACAGUCUGAAGUGGUACUUUCUGUUCUGUCAUCUCGGAAUUCCUGCACUUCAUCCUGCUACAUGUGUUAGACCAGGCCUUGGUGUGUCUCUUUCCUCACCUUAAAGGAACCCUAUUCUUUCUUGUGGAGUUCUUAGUGUAAUCAGGCGUUCUCUUUUGAGCUUUCACAUGAACCCCUGAUGGAAUGAAUAAAAGACAUGGGUGGCUGCCAGGAGGCCUCUGCCACAGAUGAGCAUGAUUGCUCUUUGCUUUGCCUUGGCGAUGAGCCCAUGGUGGGCUCAUGCCUGCAUUGUUUAAACAAUACUGAGCCAGCAUUAUUUUCUUAUUUUUUUUGAUUUACAUUAUUUAUAGUCUGCUUUUCUCACUUGGACUCAAAGGUGGAUUAUGCAGAGGUCAGUACAAUCGACAGGAUGGGACAUUCAAUGAACAAUGCAAUAGGAAUUAGAGCUGUAGAACCAAACAGAACCGAAGCAAAGCAUAAGUUUUAACAUGACACAUUAAAUGAUGCAAAAUUUACAUAGUAGGAUCUUAGUUUCAUCCAGCUGUACACAGUAGUAUGGACCACAGUCCCUAAUAAUUUAUCCAAGUAACUUUUUGAAACAUUUAGCACAGGGCAUAUCGCAAUUGUUCUUCUAAGCUUAGAUUUGGGUAGAAAGUGCUGGCUGCCAUUAUUGCUGAUCGGUUUAUGCAGUGCUGAAGAAACCUGGCUUGGAGUCCAUGGAUCAAGCGUGCUUGAUGGUGGCACUUUCCUCCAGCGCAAGGGUUACCGUGUUGGGGAAAGUUCCAUGGGCUGGGGGAACAUGCUCCUGUUAGUGGAUGAUCCAUGGUGCCCAGCCCCGUGUAUUCAGUCCCAGCUCUUCCAACAUCAUAGAAUGCACAGAAGAGCUCAGGGUGGGGCCUCAGCCCAUUCCAGUCCACCCCAUCAUGGCUGGUCUGUUUCCUGAACUGUCCCUAAAGGAGCGUUCUAAGCAGUCCAACAAUCUGGGCCGAAACCGCUGAAGAGUUGAAACAGGAUCAACAAUUGGGCGAUCUAUACUGUCAAGCAGCAAAUUCUAAGAAACAUGUGAGAAGGUUAACACCUGUUAGGCUGCUAGUUCUGUUACUGGCACAGUGAAUGGAUUAUUAAAAAUGUGGUUUGUGGCAGAGAUAAAACUCAGAAGCCUCUGAAGUCAUGCGCAGAACUGUCAAAGAGUCUCCUUUUUAAGCAAGAGUGCCAGUUCCUUGGCUAGAGCAAGAUUGGCUAGAUUAUCUGGAGCUGCCUCUGUGUGUAGGCACAUGAUCUGCAUGUGUCAGAGAACACUGGCUACAGAUUUUUCCUAUUGGACUUGGUGCUAGCAUUUCUUCGCAGUAGUGGCCAUUUCUAUUUCCUGGGGUGCACUUUGGACCCCUUUAAGCAUGGAGCAGGUGGGAAAGUCUGCCUUUCCAAAUCUGAAGUGUUACAUGAAUGCUGUUAUGCCUAGAGUGAUCACGGUGAAGACUGGAACAGCUUAUGUACAUACACUAGAAUUAAACACAUUGUUUUAUUGGAAAG
Messenger RNA from Gekko japonicus, 3446 nucleotides. RefSeq names its product coiled-coil domain containing 25 (gene CCDC25). The coding region runs from base 110 to 733 and encodes 207 amino acids. The record is from RefSeq and is a predicted model, not a curated record. NCBI's taxonomy places the organism in Eukaryota, Metazoa, Chordata, Lepidosauria, Squamata, Gekkonidae. The transcript is spliced from 9 exons.